Gracilinanus agilis (Agile Gracile Mouse Opossum) is the source of this 945-nucleotide messenger RNA. RefSeq names its product olfactory receptor 1009-like. Bases 1 to 945 code for a protein of 314 amino acids. Gene Ontology annotation, biological process: G protein-coupled receptor signaling pathway; sensory perception of smell. The transcript has a single exon. The record is from RefSeq and is a predicted model, not a curated record. Gene Ontology annotation, cellular component: membrane. Gene Ontology annotation, molecular function: G protein-coupled receptor activity; odorant binding; olfactory receptor activity. Lineage: Eukaryota; Metazoa; Chordata; Mammalia; Didelphimorphia; Didelphidae.
AUGGCCAAUGGAAACUACACCAGGGUCACCGAGUUCAUCUUUGUGGGUUUGAAGUAUCAUCCUAAGCUGCAAGUUGCUCUCUUUGUGCUCUUCCUAUCCUUUUAUCUCUUCAACCUGACGGGCAAUCUGGGCAUGAUCUUCCUGAUCCGGAUUGAUGCUCGUCUUCACACCCCCAUGUACUUUUUCCUCAGCCACCUAUCUUUUGUGGACAUCAGUUUCUCUUCUGUGGUGGCCCCCAAGAUGCUGAGAGACUUUUUUGAGGAGAGAAAGAUCAUCUCUUUUCUGGGCUGUGCAUUGCAACAAUGGUUCUUUGGAUUUUUUGUGGCCACAGAAUGCUUCCUCUUGGCCUCUAUGGCCUAUGACCGCUAUGUUGCCAUCUGUAACCCCUUGCUUUACUCUGUGGCCAUGUCCCAGAGACUCUGCAUACAGCUUGUGUCCGGUCCCUAUGCUGCAGGUUUCACAAGCACCAUGACUCACACCACUGCUGCCUUCCGCCUGCCCUUCUGUGGCCCCAAUGUCAUCAAUCACUUCUUCUGUGACAUCUCCCCUCUCUUCACUCUCAUCUGUGCUGACAUCUCAGUCAACAAGAUUGUCCUUUUCAUCAUGGCUGGGUCAGUGUUGGUAUUCAGUGGUCUGAUUAUCAUCAUAUCCUACAUCUACAUCCUCAUUGCCAUCCUCAGAAUCCGUUCUGCUGAGGGAAGACGCAAAGCCUUUUCCACCUGCUCCUCUCACUUAACUGCUGUCAGUAUCCUCUAUGGGACACUCUUCUUCAUCUAUGUGCGGCCCAGUGCUAGCUUCUCCCUGGACCUUAACAAGGUGGUGUCUGUGUUUUAUACAGCAGUGAUCCCCAUGUUGAAUCCUCUCAUUUACAGCUUAAGAAACAAAGAGGUCAAAGAUGCCAUCCAUAGGACCAUUGCUAAAAUCAAGUUUUGUAUUAACAAUUAA